Molecule: messenger RNA, 8026 nt
Organism: Linum trigynum
Lineage: Eukaryota; Viridiplantae; Streptophyta; Magnoliopsida; Malpighiales; Linaceae
Source: the annotation of a GenBank genome assembly
UUUUUUAUCCAAAUCUUUUUCAGAUUCUUUUAAAUUAUCCAAACCUAUCGAACAACUAAGAAUUAGCCAAAUGUUAACUUCAAGUAAACAAUAUGUUAGUAAUAUUGACUUGACAACAUGAUACUGACUUUGAAGAGACAUAUGAAGGUCAACAUUCCAAAAUUUUAGUAUUUUAAAUAAGAAAAGAGUUACAAAAUUAUUAACGAUAACGUAAAAAUGGCUAAUAUUUUGAUGCAUUAUGAAAAAUUUGGCUUAUUAAUAGAAUUCUAAUAGGUUUGGAUAAUAUAAAAGAAUCUAAAAAAAUUUUGAAUAAAAAAUAGACAUUAACCUAACAUUUUUGAAAAAUACUAACAGGUCGUUUGAUUGUGUGAUUUUAAAAAAUGUUGGUAAAACCUUGGAUUUUAGACCAAAAAAUCCCCCCCCCCCCCCACACACACACACACACACAUUUGCAAAGAAAUACUAAAUCCCUAUUUCUUUUUCACUUUAUUUGCUUCUAAAGUUAUUGUUGACGUUGUUUGUUAUUAUUGCAAACUGUGAAAAAUACUUUCCAACUAUGAAGUUAAUCAAGAAAGCUUUUAUAAAUGAAUUUUUAGUUGUAUACAUUGAAAAAUAUUUGAGUCUCCAAAUAAAAAAUGAAUGUAUUUUAUAAACCUUUUAGAAUAUGAGCCGUCACACGUUGAUGUAAGAAACUACUCAUUAAUUCAAAUUUUGUAUGUUAUUUUUAGAAUAUUUUGUUUUAAUUUUAUCAAAUGGCGCAUUUCUCCAUAAAACAUGAGUUCACCAAUAUAGAAUGUGUGGUGCUCGCACUUGUCCGCGAGCCCUUGAAGUUUAAGUCUGGUACAACCCAUGAAGCAUUAAUGUUUGUACAUGGCCGAUCCAUAUACACUGUCUUCAAGGUAUGCUCUAACUGUGACGUGCUAGCUCGAUCAUGUGCCUAGGUAUAGUUAUAUGCAUUAUAAUAAUUAAGUUUCUACAUAUUCACAACACCAAGAUAAAAACAGUCAUAAAUGCACCGAGUAUUAAAUUUUGACUACCUGAUGAAAUACUAUAUUUGAGUAAUUAUACCUCUAAAUCAUACAUAAAAUAUUUUAAACAUAAAAAAUAUUAAGAUUAAAUUAAUACUUGUAAAGAGUAAAAAUUAUAUAAUGAGGUUAAUUAUAACUCAUUAUAUGUUAACGUUUAGCAGUUAACCAGGCUGAAAUUUUAGAGAACCAGUCACCUAUAGUUUGUACAAAAUAUUAUUAUUUCGUAUUAGUUUUGAAAAUUCAUAUUAAUUUAAAUAAUUCUACAUCGCUUUUGCAUAUUCAAUACUGUAGUUCGAUAUGCAAUAUUUCAAGCAAUGAAAUUUGUGUUGCAAUUUUAUGAUUAUCCAUCAUUUUAUAGGUUGUAAAAAUUAUAAAUCACGUAUUAAACUUUGCUUAUCAGAAAAUUUAAUAGGUUAGCUAACCGUGAAAAGUCCUCUGCUUUUCAAAUCUUCGCUUAGUGCAUGUUUACAAUUUACGAAGAUAAAAAUAAAUUUGUUUAGUGUAAUUGGUUGUGAUUAUUGUUUUUGUUUGAAGAGACCAUGGUUCAAAUCUUGAUAUUGAUACUUUUUCAUAUGAAAUAGAUAAUAAUUAUGAUGAUAAAAAUACUCUUCUUAUUUUCACUCUCGCUUCACGAAAUUUGAAAUAGAAUAUGUUAAAACAUUGAAUAUAUCUCAUAGAAAGAGUUUCUUCAACCAAGUUGGAAAGGUAGUUUAACUGAAAUUAUUAUAUCUUAUAGAAAGUGCUUAAUUUUGAAAUCGGAACUCAAGUAACAUUGAUUCAAACAUUAAAUAAUAAAUUGUAUGUGUGGUUCAGUUUAGACAAAAUACAUAUGUGUAGCCAAAACAUGGAUCUUUGUGACAAAUAUAGUAAUUUUUUGUCACAAAUCUAUACAUAAUAUAAAGAAAAAUUGGGCACUAUGACGAAAAAGAGUUUCCUAGAAUCACUCUCAGGAAUUUGAAAGUGUAGAUUUGUCAGAAAAAAUGAUCAUACUCGUCACAAAGGUCCAUGUUUUGGUUACACUUCUAUAUUUUGUCUGAACUAAACAACACAUACAAUUUAAUAUUAAUGUUUGAAUCAAUACUACUUGAGUUCCGAUUUCAAAACUAAUUUCUUUCUAUAAAAUAUAAGUAACUUAAGAUAAAAUAUAAAUAUAGAAGUAUCAUCACCAAACAUAUUCCUAGAGUUCAAUCAAAGAAAUAACAAUAAAUAAAAUGUAGCCUAGUUGGUUAUAAUGCUCUUUCUUUAUUCAAGUGACAAAGGUUUGAACUCUAAUGAUAACAUUUUUAAUAUAUAAACAUGAAUUGGGUGCAAUGACAAAAAUAACCUUCCUAAAAUUACUCUCGAGCCACGGAAUUUGAAAUGGAAAAAUUCCAACCCAUAUUUUGCCAUUAUAUAUAUUGUAUAUGUCAAUGUUUCUCCUUUGUUUCCUUGAUCGUCUCUUUUGCCCGGCGCCGCAACUCUAACCAACAUUGGGAAUAUGUGGUGAGGUGUAGGGGCUGGAAUCAAACUAUAGGCCUACCGAUGCAUUUUAACACAAUAGAUGUUGUUGGAUUCCAUAAUUCAUGAUUGUUUGAUUCAUGUUAUCGGAUUGGUGAUUUUGACGAGUUGAUGAUUAAUAAGCCUAAUACGAAAAACUAUCACGUUAUCAAUGGGCCAAGCGCGUCAAAGGUGUUUUACCUUCAGUCCAAGCCCUCUCAAUGAGGACCCCAAACCCUUAUACAAGGAGGUCCAAACCCUACCAGCAAAGACUUCUACUCUCCCUUCCUCCUUUGACCACAUAAGGCCUUGCUCUACACUUAUUUCUAUAUCGCACUAACUUGAGCGUAUAAGCGUAGGUCACGGGGGCCACUCCCUCAAUAAUCAUUAUUAUCCGCCUAAUACGUUCUAGGUUCAAACAUUUGGCCCGGAGAAGUGGGUUGAACAAAUAGCGUGGCAUUAGAAAAUUAGGCGCAGUACGCCCACUAAACGGCCAACAUUGAUUAACUUUAUUGAAACUUUUUUUUUUUUUUUUACGGGAAACUUUAUUGAAACUUUAGCGGUGCAGCUUGUAAACAUAGCAAUUAGCCAAUUGCCAUUGAGUCCAAUAAUUGAUGAUUAUAUAAAUGAUUAUGAUUUGGAGGCGUAACAUUUAGCCAAUAGGCACUAGUGCAGUCGUAGGUAGUAUAUUUAAUUGAAAACCGUUGGUAAAAAAAAAAAAAAAAAAAAAAACAUGCUUACAGAUCGUUGGAUCCGAGUCACCCCUAUUUCUUUAUCAUAUAUAUGUUGGUCUAGAUAUCAUUACAAUUACAAAUCUCCGUCGUAUUAUUGACCCACUUUUAUUUUCUACUUAUUUUCCACAAAGCAAUUGUUCUUAUCAAAAGAAAUUAGGUGUCGUUUACUUCAAGGAUUUUAUAACGAGAGUUUUGUCAUGGAUUUGCUAAUUAAAAAAUUUGGGAUUUAUUAGGGAUUUUGGGCAUUAUGGAUUUGAGGAAAUCCUUUAUUUGUUGAGCUAUGUUUAUCAUGGAUUUGAUGGUUUUCAGCUUGUCUCCAAAUCCCAGGGUAUGAGGUGGGAUUUAUAAAACCGUGGGGUCCAUGGAUUUGGAGCAAAAAAAUACCCAAAUCCGUGGGGCCCACUGAUUAAUCUAAACAUUUUUGACAAAGCAAACAACGGAUUGUGUGUAAAUCUAUGAUGAUUAGUUUUUUUAUACCAAAUCCAUUAUGCAAAUUCUUGAAGCAAACGAACCCUUCACUCUCACUCUAAAGAUACCCAUCAUGGUGGCAGAGCAACAAUUUUGAAGUGCCCGACUAAGUUUAGCCUAAUCGUUGGGGUAAGCGCAACGCAGUGCAUGUUAACCAUUAUUGGAUCCAAUGUUCUCGUGAUUUCAUUUUGUUAGUUUUACACGAAAAGCCAAAACUUGAUUUUCCUUAUUUAAACUGGGUUUAGACAAUAGUCUUUAAUGCCAUCCUUAAUAAUAUAUAGAAUGAACUAAUUCAUUGCACAUAGAGCCAAAACACCACAAGGUUGCAAGGUCCAUGCCUUCCGGAGAUGGCAAAGCUAACAUUUCAGAAAGCCAAACGUUAAGACUGCCAAUAGUUGUUUAAUGGAACCUAAUUACUUAACUAAAUACUCACAUUUAACCUCAGUUAUGAAGACAAGAUUUACCCUUUUGCAGGGGAUCAAAUGACAAAUAGGGUGUUAAUUAGCAUCAUGUAAACAUAAUUAUUAGAAGUAUUAUGGUAAUUAUUGUAUAUAAUAGUUUCUCAUAAUGUCCUCUCCCCAUCUCCGGCUCUGUAUAAGAAAAAAAACCACAAUAUAUUAUUUGUCAAAAAAAUUAUUUUAUCAUUAUAAAAAUUUAUUCCACCGAUUCAAUAUAUCAUAAAUCCAAUAGGUUUACAAUGCAAAACCGCUAUCACACCCGUUGGCAUAGGUCUACAUACGAAAUAAAAAUUAGACAAAAGCAAAAAAUCAAGGAUUGUAAAAUCGUGCGGGAGAUUAUACCAAAAAAGUCAAUAUUUAUAUUAACAGAGUGGUUCAAUAGUGAUUCAACCAAAUCCACCUACCGAUUUUGCAUCCUGUAUCUUUUUCUAAUCGAACCGAAUUGGUACUCUACGGCUUUUCAAUCCUUGAAAAAAACUUUAACAGAGGGUUAGUUUCGGGAAUUAAGCACCAAAAUAUUGCCGCACUAUGAAACUCCGCCUUCGCCGUUCCUGCAGGGCCGAAGCGAAGACUAGAGCAAAGAAGGAAAUUGACUCUUUUCUUUCUCUUUUCUUCCUUCCUCUUCCUAUAAAUACGGAGCCACCGCCGCUCACCGAAACAAGCCCCAAGGCGAAGGCAUAAGCCGGGCGGUGGCGGCUGCAGCGGCGGACAAUUAUCCUAGAAAGGCAACAACAGCCGACUGCCUACAAUAUGGGAGCUGAGGGAUUGCCACGGACGGCCACCACGAACGGUGAGACUGCGCCUCAUCAUCAUCCACCUCAAAUUCUGGGCCUUCAGCCGGCGGCGCUCGUCGACCACGUGGCUCGCGUCGAUUUGUCGUUGCUGGAUCGAAUUCCCGGCGACCGCGGCGGUUCUAUUCCAGUUGCCAUUGAAGAGCUUGACGGUAUAUUGACGGAGGUCAAGGCUCACGUGCUUGCCUCUCCAGAUGGUUCCUCCCUUGCAAAGACAAUUGCUGGAGGCAGUGUGGCGAAUACUAUUCGGGGACUGAGUGCUGGUUUUGGGUUAUCCUGUGGUAUCAUUGGGGCUUGUGGGGAUGAUGAUCAAGGCAGGCUGUUCGUGAGCAACAUGACCUUUCAUGGAAUCAACAUUUCAAGGUUGAGGUCCAAGAAAGGAUUUACUGCUCAGUGCGUUUGCCUAGUGGAUGAGCUUGGAAACCGGACGAUGAGACCUUGCCUUUCAAACGCUGUCAAAGUUCAGGGUGAUGAAUUAGCCAAGGAGGACUUCAUGGGCUCCAAGUGGCUGGUAAUGCGGUAUUCCAUAUUCAAUUUGGAAGUUAUCAAAGCUGCUGUCAAGGUUGCAAAGCAAGAGGGUGUUUCCGUUUCAUUGGAUUUAGCUAGUUUUGAGAUGGUUCGGAACCAUAGAGUUCCGCUGAUGGAGUUACUUCUAUCAGGGGAUGUAGACCUCUGCUUUGCUAAUGAGGAUGAGGCUACAGAGCUACUGAGAGGCGAAGCAAAUGCUGAUCAUGAAGCUGCUCUUGAAUUCCUGGCCAAACACUGCCGGUGGGCUGUAGUCACCCUAGGGGCAAAUGGCUGCCUUGCAAAGCACGGAAAGGAGGUGGUUCGAGUUCCAGCCAUCGGAGAAUCGAAGGCUGUAGAUGCUACUGGUGCAGGGGACCUUUUCGCCAGCGGGUUCUUGUACGGUCUGACCAAAGGAUUGAGCCUGGAGGAAUGCUGUCGAUUUGGUUCUUGCAGUGGCGGCUCCGUGAUUCGAUCUCUAGGUGGUGAAGUGACUCCAGAGAAUUGGCAGUGGGCGUACAAACAGAUGCAGGCAAAGGGCCUCCCCGUCCCUGAAAUCCGCAAUUGAUUAUGAAGAUAACACAGAUAGCCUUUACCAAAUAUCUUAUCAGCCAUUGUUCGUUUCAAGUCCAGUUCGUUUGAUUUGGAACUUGCUACAUUAAUGGAGGAGGCAGCUGUUUGUUGUUGCAUGUUGGGGUGAUGGGUCGAAUGCUGAAAUCAUUCUCUCUUCUCAUGUAUGUUUCCAACUUCAGAGUUUAUAGAAAGCAUUCAUCCCAGAUGAACUCGAUCCUACUUGUUGAUUGCUUAACUGGAUUCUUAACUGAUAGCUUUCAUAGUUGUAUAUGAACUUAGAGCAAUAGCAUGAUGAACCAAGAAUUCUCCAGGCCCACGUGGCUACACGUAAAAAAAAAAAAAACUGCAGAACAAUGUCUAAUACAUAUGAGUCAAAUGGAUAUUUCCAUGGAUAUAGAAACAAAAGCUACGUACAGAAUGAUGCACCACCACCGUGAGCCGACCAGCAAAUCAGCAAUUUGUUUAUGGAAUUGUCUGAAGAAAGAACAAGAAAGAAUCCGAAGUUAGAGGACACCUUAAACGACGUCAUUCUUAAAGAAUGUUUUCUUCUAAUUUAGAUCUCGUUAUUAUUUUUUGUCGUGGAUAUUUUUUAGCAACUAACCAGUCAUGCAAAUGGACAAAAUCUAGAAACAUGCAUUAUUAUUAUUAUUAUCAUUAUUAUACUUUUUUAUAUUAUAGAAGAGAGGUCUUGUGAUGUGAGACUAAAAAUAGUGCACAUCACAAUAAUUUUUUUGCUUUUCUGAUUUCUUUUAUUAUUAUUAUUAAUAUACCUCACAAUUCAUAUUUUUAAUUUUAAUCAAACUCAUGAGUAUCAACCAUAAUUCGACCAGCUCAAAGAGAGUUGUACUGUUGACAAGUUUUGAGUAGUGAGAAUCUCUUUUAUAGUUGACGGAUUAAGUAUGGUGUGAAUUUUGUUAAAAAUUUGUUAUGCUUUCCAUCUGACCUGCACGUAAAAGCAAAGCAAUCAACCCGAUCAAAGAGGAUUGAAUUCGGUGUUUACGAGUUUUGGUUCAAGAUUGAGUUUUACCCAUUUUUGUAAUUGAUGAGUUGGGUCAGGUGUGGAUUUUAUUAAAAACUCUAUCGACUCUCCAUCCGACACCACCUAGUACACAAAAUUAUUGUCUGGGUUGAAUUCGGGAUUGGAGAAUUUUUGUACGAGAGCAAGUUGAACUUGUUGUUAACGAGUUCUUGGUUGGGAGCGAGAUUUUGUGAUGUGACACUAAGGAGUAGUUCACAUUACAACUCUUUUUGUUUUCUUCUUAUUAUUAUACAUCACAAUCCAUUUUUUACUUUCUCUUUUUAACCCAAACUCAUGGCUUGAGUAUCCAACCUAAUUCGACCUAAUCAAAGCGAGUUGAACCUAAUUAUAACGAGAUUUGAGUCAGGAACAAGUUUACGCCCUUUUAUAAUUAAAGAGUUGGGUCGGGUGUGAAUUUUGUUAAAAACUCGAUCCGCUUUUUAUCCGACCCCAUCUUUAAAGCAAAACAAUCGUUCCGGUCAAAGUGGAUUGAAUAUGAAGUUGACAAGUUUUGGUUCAGGAGUGAGUUUUACCCGCUUUUGUAAUUGAUGGGUUGGGUCGAGUAUGAAUUUUGUUAAAAACUCGAUCGACUUUCUAUCUGACUUGCACCUAAAACACAAAUUGACUUCGUCAAAGCUGGUUGAACUUGGGCUUGACGAAUUUUGGUUGAAGUGAGUGGAACCUGCUAUUGACGAGUUUUUGGUUGGGAGCGAAUUAAUCCUCUUUCUAAACGAUGGGUGGUUCGGAUGUGGAUUUCAUUAAAAACUUAACUCACUUUUCAUCCAACUCGCACCUAAAAAACAGAAUAAUCAACCAAGUCAAAGCGUGUUGAACUUGGUAUUGACGAGUUUUUUGUCGGGACUAAGUUUUACUCGCUUUUGUGAUUGGUGGGGUUUGGUUGAAUUCGGAUUUUUUUUAACACUUGAUGCUGCUUUCCAUCCGACUCGCACAAAGAAAAUAAAACAAUAUCGAAUUU